AUGCAGUCGAGAUUAGUUGAACUUGGUUUACAAUCAAUAGAUGUUGGUGGUGCAGGUGAUUGUUUCCUUAGAUCUUUAUCACAUCAAUUAUAUGGCAAUAGCAACCAUCAUAUGCAUAUACGUACUGCUGGGGUUCAAUUUAUGAGAGACAACGCAGAGAGAUUUAUUGAGAGCAAUACCGAAAAUUCAUGGCUAAGAUAUCUGAAUAAUAUGUAUGUGUAUUCAAGGUACAUGGGCUGAUGCACUUAUCAUUCAAGCAGUUGCAGAUGCAUUAA
Messenger RNA from Porites evermanni, 275 nucleotides. NCBI's taxonomy places the organism in Eukaryota, Metazoa, Cnidaria, Anthozoa, Scleractinia, Poritidae. The record is from the annotation of a GenBank genome assembly.